AAAAAGAAGAGGAAACAUAAAACGAGUAAUUCCAAGGCAAUGUGAGUAUUGAAUAUUGAUAGAGCUACUCCGUAAGUCCGAAGUAGUGAGUGAGAGAAAGCGAAAAAGAAUAGAAGAAGAAAAGCGUGGCCUGGCCUGAAUUUGCAAUUUAUCUUCCCAAAUCUCCUUUCUCCCAAAUCCUAAUUCUCAUUACAAAACAAAUCCCUACUUUUUUUUUUUUUUUUUUUUUUUUGUUUUUGUUUUUGUUUGUUCGCCGAUUUACUGCUUCUCGGGGGUUCAUUUUCGGUGCCCCUUUUCAAUUCUUUGUGUUUUUUUUUUGUUUUGUUUUUCCUCCAUUAUUGGAUCUCAAGAGAUGGCUUCAACUGGGAAUCCAAAUCAACUGCAGACGGCGGCGGCGGCGCAGCAACAAGCACAAGGCGGCAGCGGUGGUGGAGGAGGCCAAUUCGAUAUGAAUAAGUUCUUCAAACCCUCGAAUUUAGCAUCAGCACCACCACCACCACAGGCGGCGCAAAACCCUAACAAUUACGGGCCAUCCGCUUCGUACCCUCCUCCGACUGCCGGUCCAUACUCUUUCCCACCUCAAAACCCUACUCCUCCUUAUUAUCAUCACUAUCCUCCUCAAGAUCAAAUGCAUCACCAAAGGUCUGUUUCUUUCCCUACUCCUCCUCUUCAGCCUGUUCCCAGUGCUCCUCCUCAAAACCCCAGCCCCGGCGCCCGUCUCAUGGCCUUGCUUAGCAGUCCUCCUCCCGAUUUCAAUUACUCUCAUCAAAACCCUGCUCCUGUACCUGCCCCUAUGCCGUCCUCCUCCAUGCCUCCUUCUGUUCCCGUCUCUCCUACUGUUGUUCAGCCCGCCCCUAUUCGUAUGCCUAGCAGCAAGCUUCCCAGGGGACGCCAUUUGCUUGGCGAUCAUAUGCUUUAUGAUAUCGAUGUUAGGUCCCAGGGCGAGGACCAGCCUCAGUUGGAGGUCACUCCCAUUACCAAGUAUGUCUCUGAUCCUGGCCUCAUCCUUGGUCAUCAAAUUGCCGUCAACAAAACUUAUAUAUGCUAUGGCCUUAAGCUCGGAAAUAUUCGUGUUCUCAACAUUAAUACCGCCUUGAGGGCUCUUCUUCGAGGUCACACUCAGAGGGUAACAGAUAUGGCCUUCUUUGCGGAAGACGUUCAUCUUCUGGCUAGUGCAAGCAUAGAGGGACGCAUUUAUGUAUGGAAAAUUUCUGAAGGCCCAGGUAAGGAAGAUAAGCCGGAAAUUUCUGGAAAUAUUGUGCUAGCUAUUCAUAUAACUGGGAAUGAAGGAUCUGUUCAUCCACGAGUUUGCUGGCACUGUCACAAACAAGAAAUUUUGGUUGUGGCCAUUGGAAAAACUGUCCUUAAAAUUGAUACUACAAAGGUUCGCAAGGGUGUUGAAUUUUCUGGAGAGGAGGCUCUUGCAUGUCCUUUGGACAAGCUGAUUGAAGGGGUUCAGCUAGUUGGUAAACAUGAAGGGGAGGUUACCGAUUUAUCAAUGUGCCAAUGGAUGACGACUCGUUUGGUUUCAGCUUCCAAGGAUGGAACAAUUAAGAUUUGGGAAGAUCGCAAGGCAGCGCCACUUCUGGUAUUGAGGCCCCAUGAUGGUCAUCCUGUUGAUGCAGCCAAGUUUUUGGCUGCCCCACACCGACCAGACCAUAUCAUGCUGAUAACAGCUGGACCACUUAAUCGAGAGGUGAAGCUUUGGGCUUCUUCUGACGAAGAAGGAUGGUUGCUGCCUAGUGAUGCUGAAUCUUGGAGGUGCAUACAGACACUAGAGCUGACAAGCUCUGCUGAACCUGAAGCUGAGGAAGCUUUUUUCAAUCAGGUUGUGGCCUUGUCUCAAGGGGGACUUCUUUUACUAGCAAAUGCCAAAAAGAAUGCUAUAUAUGCGAUUCAUUUAGAAUAUGGUGCCACUCCAGCAGCAACCCGGAUGGAUUAUUUAUCAGGGUUUACAGUCACUAUGCCUAUCCUAAGCUUUACUGCUACAAGUGAUGUUUUGCCUCACGGGGAACACCUAGUUCAAGUUUAUUGUGUCCAGACACAAGCCAUACAGCAGUAUGCUUUGGACCGCUCACAAUGCUUGCCACCACCAUUGGAAAACUUGAGUUUAGAAAAAUCGGAGUCCACUGUUUCUCGUGAUGCAGCUGAAUACGUUCCUGGCUUAGAGCCAUCUGGAAGCAAAUCUUUUGAGGUUCCCUAUUCUGCAGCCAAAUCAAGUAACCAUAUUAGUGGUCUAGGGAGCUCACCUGAGAUUAAGUGUCCUGCGAAUGAUGCUUCUGAUGCAACAUCCGUGCAGGAUAUCACUACUGCAAAUGUGGAUUCCAACUCUACUUUGUUAUUACCAACAUCGAGCAAUGCUGAUGUUGUGUCUGUUGCACCACCUCCUCUUCCUCCUAGUCCAAGGUUAUCUAAAAAAUUCAGUGAUUUGCGCGGUGAUCAAGCUGCUACUGAUUAUCCUGUUGAUAGGCAAAUGGAUAGUGCACAGACUAGUUCAUCGGCUUUGCCUGCCUCAAAUGAAGAUAGCCGAACUGUACAAGGGAAUACUUCUGAUGCUGUUCCUACCAUGUUUAAACACCCAACUCAUCUUGUUACUCCUUUUGAGAUUAUGGCUACAUCUUCAGCUGAUGCAACCCGUGUGUCUGAAAAUGGUGAAAAUGAGGCUAAAAUUCAAGAUGAUGUUGUGAGUAAAGAUGCAGGAAAUGUUGAGGUUGAGGUUAAAGUUGUAGACGAAACUGGAUUUGGUAACAGUGAUGAGUCUUCUCGGCAAGUAGAUCCUCAAUCAUACCAGACAGAAAGGAAAAAAUCUUUCUUUUCACAGGCAUCAGAUCUGGGGGCUGAUAUGAGUCGGGAGUGUUGUGCAUUACCCUCUGAGACAUCUAUAAUGGAAGAAGCUAGAAAUAGCAUAAUGGAGGCUCUAGCACAACCUUCAAACUCAGGUGAGGAGGAAGGAGAUGAAGCCAAUAAUGAUGUGUCUAGGAAAGCUGCAGACUAUGCUGCUACAACACCGGUGCCACAGUCUCCUACACCAGGUGCCAAAGGGAAAAAACAGAAGGGAAAGAACUCUCAAGCAUCUGGUUCAUUAUCUCCUUCACUUAGUGUUUCAAAUGCAGCAGAUUUGUUUCAAGCGGGUUCGGGUGUGCAAUUUGUGGAGCCCUCUUCUAGUUCACAGAUGCUGGCUAUGCACGAAACACUUAAUCAGAUAUUAAAUGCGCAGAAAGAAAUGCAGAAGCAGAUGAGUACAGUUGUUUCUACACCAAUUACUAAAGAAGGUAGAAGGCUAGAGGCGGCUUUAGGACGGAGCAUAGAGAAGGCUUCAAAGGCCAAUACUGAUGCUUUGUGGGCUCGCACACAGGAGGAGAUUACUAAACUUGAGAAGUCGUUACGAGAUCGUAUGCAGCAGAUACAUGGUUUGGUAAAUAACAUGGUGAACAAGGACUUUCUUGCUGUGCUUGAGAGAACAUUGAAGAAAGAAUUGGCUGCUGUUGGCACAAAUGUAGCUCGUACAAUAAGUCCAGUUAUUGAGAAAACAAUUUCUUCAGCUAUCACAGAUUCCUUCCAGAGAGGGGUUGGUGACAAGGCAGUGAAUCAAUUGGAGAAAUCUGUAACCUCAAAACUUGAAGCUACUGUUGCCAGGCAGAUCCAAGCUCAGUUCCAAACUUCUGGCAAACAAGCACUUCAGGAUGGAUUGAGGUCUUGUUUGGAGGCUUCUAUCAUCCCUGCUUUUGAGAUGUCCUGCAAAGCAAUGUUUGAGCAAGUUGAUUCUGCAUUCCAGAAGGGAAUGUCUGAACAUACAGCAGCAGCACAACAUCAAAUUGAAUUAACAAACUCUCAGCUAGCCCUUACCCUUAGGGAUGCUCUAACUUCAGCUUCAUCACUGACUCAAACCUUGAGCGGAGAAUUGGCUGAUAAUCAGAGGAAGUUGUUUGCUCUUGCAGCUGCUGGUGCAAACUCCAAAGCAGGAAAUACGCUGGCCACUCAAUUGAGCAAUGGACCUUUGUCGGGUCUACAUGAGAAGGUUGAGCAGCCAUUUGAUCCAACAAAAGAGCUAUCUAGACUCAUCUCUGAACACAAGUAUGAGGAGGCAUUUACUGCAGCUUUGCAAAGAAGUGAUGUGACCAUCGUCUCCUGGUUAUGCUCACAGGUUGAUCUACAGCGUCUUUUGUCAACGAUGCCAUUGCCUUUGAGUCAAGGUGUCUUACUCUCACUUCUGCAGCAGCUUUCUUGUGAUAUAACAAAGGAUACAGCAAGGAAGUUAGCGUGGAUGACAGAUGCCGCUGCAUGCAUACACCCGCAUGACCCAAUGAUUGCAGUGCAUGUGCGUCCGAUUUUGGAGCAGGUUUACCAGAUAUUGAACCAUCAACGUAGCCUUCCUACAACCUCAUCCUCAGAGUUGUCGAGCAUCCGGGUUGUGAUGCACGUCAUCAACGCCAUGUUGCUGACCUGUAAAUGAUCCAUGCAAUGUACCUGUUUCAAGUUAUUCUGUUGAUUUUGACUGUGAAGGUGGAUAUUAUGUAUAGGUGCGCACUUUUUUUCUUCUCCCUCUUGUCAAGGGUUGGAAACUUUGAAAUUGGAAAUGAUUUAUGGUUUAGUAGUUUUUACUUUUUAUACAUGCUAUGAAAAGAUGAACUUGAUGCUGCUGAUUAAGGCUUAUAAUUAAUUGGAGAAAUAAAAGUAAGAUGGAAAACAACUCCAUCUCGAUUUUGUGCCUUCA
Molecule: messenger RNA, 4714 nt
Organism: Chenopodium quinoa (quinoa)
Lineage: Eukaryota; Viridiplantae; Streptophyta; Magnoliopsida; Caryophyllales; Amaranthaceae
Product: enhancer of mRNA-decapping protein 4-like
Biological process (GO): deadenylation-independent decapping of nuclear-transcribed mRNA
Cellular component (GO): P-body
Molecular function (GO): protein binding
Source: RefSeq, a predicted model, not a curated record